ACAAAAAGUUCGCCCACAUCACAUCAUGCAUUCAAUACGGCGAGGCUGCUCGGCAGCGCUCAAAACCACCUCCAGGCCAGCCUACGCACUCAAUUGCCCCCACAGAGCAUUCUCGCAAUGCAGUCCGCUACGAAAAGGCUCCCUACCCUCCUUCCUCGAACCUUCCUCUGAAGACCUCGGAGCCGCCCUCGCAAAACUCAACUCCAAGGUCCUCCUCCCCGCACAGCUGUCCCCAGACCAGCGCAAGCUCGUCUUCCGGCCGUCCAACACGGCGCGCCUGGAGGCCGAAUCCGUGGAAAUCACACUGGGCGACGUGACGCUGCCGCUCGAGCACAUCAACCAGCGGACGGACACGCCCUCCAGAUGGGGUACCAUCAAGACGAUCGUGGACUCCAGCGAGACGCCCGAGGACUGGGAGAACGUGCUCCGCAUGCUGGAGGGGUUUGAAGAUGCUUCGCUGCACCUGAGCCCCGCGAGGAAGUGCAUGAUCAUUCGGUCGCUGAACAACGCGGGCAUGCAGCAUCUCGUGCUGAAGGCGCUACAGAGGGCGGACAAAACCGGUCUGCGGUUACGCGAUGAGGAGAUCGUGCUGAGGGUGUUCACGGGCUUCCACGAGAAGGCGCUGGAUGCCGAGUGGGGUGCCGCGGAGACGAAGAAGGCGUUGGGCUAUGCGGAGCAGGUCAUCGAUUUGAUGGAGGAGAAGACGCAUCUCGGGGGGAAGCCUGUCGGGCCUGGCGAUUUGAGGUCGAAUCCCGUGGUGAUUGGCGCGCUACUGGAGCUCGCUGCCGUGCGGGCGAAGAAGCAUACGGAGGGCAAGGACGUCGACGGCAAGGUCAAGAAGUACGCUCACAGAAUCAUGUCGGCUCACACGCAGGAUCCUUCCAUCAUGGAAACCCACCUCAGCCGCGCCCGCGCCUCCAUCGCCCUCAACAAAUUCAAAUCCAACCACGUCAAAGCCAGCACCCUCAACGCCCUGAAAUCAGAGAUCAUCUCCCUCAUCCCCCUCUACAUCGGCAUCAAGACCGCCAGCCAGGUCCUCGGCGCCGACAUGCCGCUCGCGCGCGAGGCCCAGACGCUCGCGAAGACGCUGCUGGACACCUUCACCGACGCGGAGAAGAAGCUGCUCGGCGAGGAGAAGAAGGGAUUUGUGAUUACUUUGGAUCAGUUUACGAGCGAGCUUAAGGCUGCGAGGGAGGUGUAGAGUAGAUUGAGGGGGUGUGGAUUGUAUUUUAUGUCGUCCCGUGGAGGGAAAGUCGGGGUGACGAAUGGAUAUGUAAACUUUGUAACAAAACGCACAGCAUCGAAGCACUCCGUAAAAAAGAAAUAGAAUCAUGUCUAACAACUUAAAAUUAAACAGAG
Molecule: messenger RNA, 1359 nt
Organism: Aaosphaeria arxii CBS 175.79
Lineage: Eukaryota; Fungi; Ascomycota; Dothideomycetes; Pleosporales
Exons: 3
Coding region: 26-1201 (391 amino acids)
Source: RefSeq, a predicted model, not a curated record